AAACGCAAUGCAUGCGAAAUAAAAAAGCGGCUUAUUUUUUUAAAGCACUGAGAAUUUGUACAGAUGUACUUUCGGUAUAUUGCACUAGCGCAACGAGAAGGUGUACUGGCUUUGCCAGAGCCGAUGUAACAUCAAGAAAUAUUAUAUUUCAAAUAUAUAAACAUACAAACAAUAUUGCCUGCAUACACACACACACAUAGCUUUUGUAAAGGUGAGCGUUGAAAUUGUUCGAAGGAUAAGUUAAUAGAGACAAAAAGUGAAGACAUUAUAAUCUUGUAAGAUGGACCAUUGAUUACCCGACACUACUUCUUCUAAUACCUCAUACCUCGCUAUCAUGGGAAUGGUGGCUCGUCAUGCCAACGCUCAUAUCUUUCAAGGAGGUAUUCCAAUGGGGUAAAGUUGAAAACGUGCAGUCGUCGAAUAGAAAUUACGAAAAGCGGACACAAAAGAGUUAAAAAAGCGAAAAAAAAAAAUAAAAAUAAGAAAAUUAAAUGAAAUAAAUUCAAAUAUAUAUGUGAAAAGAGAAGAGGCAUUUUUAUCACAUAUCUAAUCAUUAAUUAUAUGGAAUUUUUAAUGUUAAGCUUCACAAAUACAACAACAAUAGUAUUAACAAUAGUAACAGCAUGGAUUUCGAUCAAGUUUUAGAAGAAAUCGGUGAAUUCGGACCCUAUCAAAAGACGAACUACUUGCUUAUAUGUUUACCGGUCAUGUUCGCAGCUGCAAACAGUUUAUCGUACGUGUUUACGGCUGGAACACCCGCUUACAGAUGCUUGGUACCUGAGUGUGAUAGCGUUCAAGGUGACUCACAAAAUUACGAAUUACAUCCGAAUUGGUUAGUAAAUGCCACACCGGGUUCCCGAGAUAGCAAUGGCUUUUUUACUCCGGAAUCUUGUUAUCGUUAUCAGGCGAAUAAAACCUUUACGAUAAAUACUGGUACGACAUGUCCAAAAGAGUUAUUCCCUGGAAGCAUAAAGGAACGUUGCUUUCAAUGGGUUUUCGAUCAAAACGAACACACAAUUGUACAAGAGUGGAAUUUGACUUGUAAAGAAAAUGCUUGGAAGUUAGCCUUUGUAGGAACGAUGCAUUUCGCUGGCUUAGUGGUGGGUACAGCUCUAUCUGGUUAUAUGGCGGAUCGAUUUGGGCGUAAACUUAUAUUUGUGAUAUGCAUUAUAUUUAUGGCGGCGACCGGUGUCGCUCAGGGCUUAUCAUGGAAUUACAAAAGUUUUCUAAUAUUUGCUUUCCUAAAUGCCGUUGGCACAUCGGGUGUUUAUCCUUUAGCAUUUAUAAUUGGUGUGGAGAUGGUCGGACCACGUAAACGUGAAAUGUCUUCAAUUGUCCUAAACUAUUUCUAUGCAGUUGGAGAAGCGAUGGUGGGCUUGUGUGCUUGGUUCUUUCACGAUUGGCAAUUGUUGCAAUAUGUUCUCUCGAUACCGCCGUUAUUCUUUAUAGCCUACUAUUGGAUGGUGCCCGAAUCGGUUAGAUGGUUGAUAGCGCGUAAUGAAAAGGAACAAGCUAAAGAGAUAAUACGCAAAGCUGCUCAAGUUAAUGGUAAAGAGUUAUCCGUAAUAUUGUUGGCGAACUUUGAAUCGACCGAAGUCGAGAAUCAAAAAAAGAACAAUUGCCAAGAUCAUCCCAAGCAAAAUUGCGGAAAGGGUUGUGAGCAUAAGAAAACCGAUAAGCAUGAGAUAUGGUUGGCUGUAAAGGAAGUAUUCAGGUCGAAAAUUUUAACUUUGCGCUAUGUUUUAUUAUUGUAUAUAUGGGCCAUUAACGCUGUAGUUUACUACGGCCUGUCAUUGAACUCAACAAGUCUGAGCGGUAAUAAAUAUUUAAAUUUUGCAUUAGUAUGCCUUAUAGAAAUACCAGGUUAUACCCUAGCUUGGAUCUCUUUAAACAAAUUUGGUAGACGUUUGUCACUAUCCGGCUCUAUGCUAUUAUGCGCUAUUACCUGCGUAUUGGGCGGUUACAUAACCCAAGGAACAACUUGGGCUACGGUUUGCUUAUUUUUAGUAGGCAAACUCGGUAUUACCUCUUCAUUUGCCGUUAUAUACGCUUACACCGCGGAAAUGAUGCCUACAAUAAUACGUAGCGGCGGUGUUGGAGUCAUGUCUACAUUUGCACGGUUCGGCGCCAUGUUGGCUCCAUUUGUCCCCAUAUUGGGUAACUAUUAUGAAGCUUUACCGUUGUUAUUAUUUGGUGCGUCUUCCUUAUCGGCCGGUCUUUUAGCGUUACUUUUACCGGAAACAUUUCGAAAGAAAUUACCAGACACUGUGCUCGAAGCAAAACAAUUGGGAAAAAGAAAACCUCAAGCGGAGCUAAGCACAAAAGCAGACAUUCACUAACAAAUUUCUUUGGUGGUGUUGUAACACUUUUGAUUACAUCUUUUUUUUUUUUUUAAGUUUACUAUUUAUAAAUAGUUUAAUAGGUAUUAAGUUUUUUUUUUUGCUUUAAGACAAACAUUAUUAUAAUAUUUUCUACUAAUACUCCAGACUUUUGCUGUCUUAUUUUUUUUUCUUUCUUCGCAUACUUCUUAAUGUAGCGUAAAUGAACCGCUAAUGUAUUGGCAUAAAUUUUCAAAAUUAUUUUGAUUUAUUGAAGCAUCUUUUUUUUUCACUUUGGCAAGUAAUGUAUGUCAUUGAAUAAACCCGCAUUCCAAUCUCGAUUAAAGAAAAACUUAAUGGAAAUUAAUGAUCCGUCUUUUUACGAGCGUAAUAUUUCCUAGUGUUUCUUUCAUUUCAUAGAGAGUUGUAUUAAUUUUGUUUGCAUUUAUU
Messenger RNA from Glossina fuscipes, 2768 nucleotides. RefSeq names its product organic cation transporter protein. The record is from RefSeq and is a predicted model, not a curated record. Gene Ontology annotation, biological process: transmembrane transport. Gene Ontology annotation, molecular function: transmembrane transporter activity. NCBI's taxonomy places the organism in Eukaryota, Metazoa, Arthropoda, Insecta, Diptera, Glossinidae. The transcript has 11 exons. The coding region runs from base 624 to 2339 and encodes 571 amino acids.